AUCACCAACAUGGCGGCUCAAACCGCACUACCGGCAACGUCGAACGAUAUCAUCCACCGCGAUGCGCCCAAAUUCCCCGCCGUGGCUCUGUCAGCCGACGCUGCCCCGUUCACUCCUCAGGGGGCGGGCGGCUGGCAGACGGACGCCGAGCGGCUCUUUUCCCGCUGCGCCGCCAAACUCCGAGUGCUGCGGGCUGACUCGGCGCAGCUUCGGGAGGAGCUUAACCUGCUCUUUGACCAGCUCAUCUCCGAAAACUUCAACAAAAUCCUGGAGCCCAACAUCAACAUUGAAGCAGAGGAUGUGUGUGCCUUGCUGAAGGACGCCAGCCGUCUUGUGCCGCUGAGUCAAGAACAUUUGGUGGUCAAACUGUGCAAGCUUGAGCAUCACCUUCUCAACCAGCUGAAGGUGAUCAUGGAUGAGCAGACGCUGGACGUCUUGUUGAGCUACAUCACCAGAGCUUUAAAAGUGUGCAACACGUGGACACACCCGGGCGUCCUCCAGGCGCUCUCCACUGUCGUCUACGGGAACGGACCCCAGUGCCACCAGCACCUCAAUGACCUACUGGGUGAGGAUGGAGUCCUGCUGCUGUACAGCACCCCUGCUCAGCCAGAUAUGGAUUUACGCCAUGUGGCUCUCACAUGUAUGGCGAACAUCUGUCUCAGGAUUCCCGGUCAGCCGCCGCUGGACGAGGAGCACAAGAGUGUGUGUUUCUCAGUCUUCCUGAAAACACUGCAGGCGCCCAAACCCUCCAACACGGAAGAUGUCUUUUACUGCAUGGUGGUCCAGGUGGCGCUGAAAGGACUUCACUGUUGUCUCUCUGGUGGGAAGUGGAAGUUUGGCGGAGGGGAGGAGGUCGGAUCGGUGCUGGCUGCCCUGAAGAAGCUCAUGUUCCAAGGAGCUCCGGGCGUUAGCGCGGACUGGCCGUCCAUGCUUUACCCAGCUCCUCUUCCACAGUACGAGAGCCCCUCCCCUCACAAGCCAGCGGAAGCCCCAAAACCAUCAGAACCAGCCAAAGCGUCCGCUGGGAACAAGAAGAGGAAGUCGAGAGGAAAGGCGAAGAAGACGAGUGCAGAGGACAGCAGGCGGGACGAGGGGGGUGAAGAAGAUGGAAAGACGGCACUGCCAGCGUCUCACAAACUAGGAAGUGAAGCAGAAGCCAAAUCUUUUCUUCUCUACCCCUCAUGGAAGCGAUGCACUUCUGACUCUGAGUUUUCCGACCCGGAAGGCAGCGCACAGAGCAAGUUAAGACUUUCUCACGCUCGUGUACGCCAGGGGGCGCUGCACUGCCUGCUCGCCGUGGUAAAAUGUGUGGAGAAGCGGACUCUCUACGGCUACUGGUCUUCAUUCAUCCCGGACUCACCCGUUGGAGGACCACCGCCUCCCACUUUGCUCACCAUCAUACUCAAGGACCCCUCACCGAAGGUUCGAGCAUGUGCGCUUCAGGCCUUGUCGGCCAUGCUGGACGGCUCCCGGCAGUUCCUGGCGGUGGCGGAAGACACGGCGUCCCCUCGCACCUCCUACACGCCGUUCUCCUUCACUUUAGCUGCAGCCAUCCGAGAGCUGCAUCGCACUCUCGGCCUGGCUUUGAUGGCCGAAACGUCUCCUCAGACGCUCACGCAGGUCAUAAAGUGUUUGGCUCACCUGGUGUCCAACGCUCCGUAUCACCGGCUGAAGCCUGGCCUGCUCAGCUCGCUGUGGAAGCAGAUUCGUCCUUAUGUGCGGAACAGAGACGUGAACGUGCGCGUCUCGGCGCUGACGCUUUACGGCGCCCUGGUGACGACUCAGGCACCUCUCCCUGAAGUGCAGCUCCUCCUCCGUCAGCCGGAGGGCAGCACGGGCGGCGGCUCCCUCACGCCACAGGACGGUGCCCUCAGCUGGCGGCACAGGGAGGCGCAGUCGCCGCGCGCUCCUCGCACGCCGAGGGAGGUGGACGGUGCCCCGCCGUGGCUGCUGACGCUGUGCGCCUCGCUGGUGACUCAGCCUAGGGGCGACCAAUCGGACAGCGAGGGGGGCGCGGUGGGGGCCUUGGAGCCGUCGCCCGUUCGGCUGGAGGCCCUGCAGGUGCUGUCCCACCUGGUGCGAGGUUACAUCUCUCUGGCUCAAGCCAGCCUGUGCGACAUUGGACAGCUCUGCGCCCGCUGCCUGGCCGAGACAGACCCGUCUAUUCAACUUCACGGCGCUAAGCUGCUGGAGGAGCUCGGAUCCGGAAUAAUCCAACAGUACCGAGCAGAGAGCGACGUUCCAGAGAGCUCCCGAGUCCCCCUGAGCCAAGUGGUACAGUUCUGGACGGAGGUGCUGAGCGGGCCGCUGAACGCGGCGCUGCAGAACGAACAGCAUCCCACACUGCAGACCAGCGCCUGCGACACGCUGGCCUCCAUCCUGCCGCACGCCUUCGCUCAGCUGCCCGACAAGACCCAGCUGAUGUGCAUCACGGUUCUGCUGGGCCUCACGUACAGCGACAACUACCUGGUGAAGACAGCGGCCGUCAGGGCUCUGGGGGUCUACGUGCUCUUCCCUUGUCUGAGAGAGGACUUGAUGUUUGUGGCCGACACAGCCAACGCCAUCCUUGCCGCCCUCGACGACCGAUCCUCGAACGUUCGCGCCAAAGCCGCCUGGUCUCUGGGCAACCUGACUGACACCCUGAUCGUCAACAUGGACUGUGUCGACGUGGACUUCCAGGAGGAGAUGUCCGACAUGUUGCUGCUGAAGAUGCUGCAAGCGGCCACGCGGGCGGCAGCCGACAAAGACAAGGUAAAGUGCAACGCCGUGCGAGCCCUCGGCAAUCUCCUCCACUUCCUGCGCGAGGGUCAGCUGAGCCGCUCUGCUUUCCAGCGCCCGCUAGAGGAUGCUGUGCGAGCGCUGGUCAAAACUGUCCAGUCUGUCGCCACCAUGAAGGUCCGAUGGAACGCCUGCUACGCUUUGGGAAACGCUUUCAGGAACCCCGCCCUGCCGCUUGACUCCGCCUCCUGGUCUGGCGAUGCGUUCGCCUCCCUCUGCAACGUGGUCACGUCCUGCAAGAACCUCAAAGUGCGUAUCAAGUCGGCCGCCGCCCUCGCCGUCCCCGCCCACCGCCGCUGCUACGGGGACGAUGAGCGCUUCGGCCGCGUUUGGCACUCGCUGGCCACAGCGCUGGAGACCAGUGAGGACAUGCACGACUUUCUGGAGUACCGCUACAGCGCCACCUUGCGCCACACGCUCUCGCGGGCGCUGCUCCACCUGCUCCACCUCAGCCUCCCACAGGACUUGCCUGCCAUCUGUGCCUCGCUGACCGGCGAGGAGGGGAGGGGCAUCAGGGAGCACUUGAUCAAGUACCUUCAAGCCGAAGGGGGAGGAGAGGGAGAGAAAGACGCCGGGGGGGACACUUUAAACUGUCAGCAGAGAGUCCAGACUCUGCAGCUGACGACCACCCGACUGAAGGCGAUGAAGACUGAAGAGGAGGAGAGCAGUAAAGACGCGCUGAUUUUCUUCUUGGAAGAUUUGCUGAAAGCCUGCAAGGGGCCGUGAUGAACUGUUGUCACACCACAAUAUCAUGAACAUUAUGUGCCUUCAAAGACUCAUUCACUCUAAAUGCACCAUUAAAAAAAAAUCCUGACAUUUGAUUUGUUAUUUUUUUGCAAAAUAAAGACUCAGUUUCAGUUUACAUUAU
Messenger RNA from Dunckerocampus dactyliophorus (ringed pipefish), 3646 nucleotides. RefSeq names its product HEAT repeat containing 6 (gene heatr6). The record is from RefSeq and is a predicted model, not a curated record. The transcript is spliced from 19 exons. The coding region runs from base 10 to 3504 and encodes 1164 amino acids. NCBI's taxonomy places the organism in Eukaryota, Metazoa, Chordata, Actinopteri, Syngnathiformes, Syngnathidae.